GGCUCGUCACCCCGGUCUCUCACAGGCGGAGUUCCGUCUUCCCCUUUCACAGUGCUGCUUCAGCCCACACUGACCUGAACUGUCACAGCGAAACAACCGGGCCGGAGCCGCAGUCCACCGCGCUUCCCGUUCAGGAACACCUUUGCAUCCCGACAACAACAACAGUAGCAGCGAGCACACUACCGCAGAAUGGCGCUGGACAUGGCUGACUCACAGUACCUCCUCAUCCUGGCACCGACGCUGGUCAUCGCUCUCAUGUUUCUCUUUUUCUGGCUCUUCAUGAAAGAGACUUCUUAUGAUGAGGUUCUGGCCCGCCAGAAACGAGACAUGAAACUGCCUCCUGCCAAGCCUGAUGUUCGUAAAAAGAAUGAAAAGAAGAAGAACAAGAAGAAGGAGAGCAGCGGAGGUGGCACGGGUGGAGGAGGUGGAGGUGGUGAAUCAGAGGAAGACCUGAGGGAUUUCGAUACAUCUGAUGCUACUAGCCCCACCUCAAAUGAUGAGGAUUCGGAGGCACUACCCGUGAGUCCACCUGCUGCUCCGGUCCAGGCAGAACCUCCGUCCGGGAUAAGAGAGAGAAAAAAGAAAGAAAAGAAGCCUAAAUCUUCUCCGACUGCUGCCCCAGCUGUUGUCCCAGUGGUUGUACCUAUAACACGUACCACCCCAACUACUACUCCUGCUUUAGAAGAACCAGAAGUUAAUGGUUCCAAAUCCGCUGUCCGUAAAGAGCAACCCAUCCUUCUGACCAAGCAGUCCAGCCCACCGAAACCUAAGGCAUCACCCCCUGCCCCCUCUGAGACCACCAGCAAAAAGAAGGCCAAGAAGCAGAAGAGUGAGGCUGAAGAGCAUGCACCCGAGGUCAAGCCUGAUCCGUCACCUCCUGUGGUGAAGAAGGAAGAGCCUGUAAUCACAGAGGUGAAGACACAAGAUGGAGCCGCCCCUGUUUCCACCGCGGCUCCACCAACUGCCUCUAGCAGCAGUGGCCGUCGGAAGAAGAAGCAGAAGGUGGAAGCUGCUGUCACAGUGGAUGAGGCUCAUGUUCAGUCCUCUGCUCUGGUCAUUCAGAUAGGCUCCGCCGCACCAACAAACCACCAGAACAACCAAAACAAUGACACUCCGCCUCCUGUUCCAGCGCCUGCCAAGCAUGGCAAGAAACAGAAGAGUGAAACCAAUAAAGAGAACUCUGAGGUGAAACUUAAGGAGCUUCUGGCCAGUAUUGGUGGACUCGUGCUGUCAGAUUCAGAUGUGGUCAGUCUUGUUUCACUGCUUCGAGAAAAGAGUCCCAAUGCUCUGGACAACUGGUAUAAGUCUACGGCUAAAUUUGAGCCUACCCCCCAGCAGCUGGCAGAGAAAGAUCGUCUCCUGAACACAUUACAGGAGGAGGCGUCCAUCGCCAAGGGCAAAGUCAAACAGUUAAGCCAGGAGCUGCAGGCUGAGAAGCAGAAGACGGGCCGCGUGGAGUCUGUGCUGCAUGAACAUCGUGUUGCCAGAGAUAAGGACAUCAUGCAGGCUAAAGCUCAGAGCUACCAGGAGAUGCAGAUUAAGUUUCAGCAGAUAAGAGAACAGCUGGAUGGUCAGAUCGCUCGACUGCAGCAGGAAAAUGGUAUUCUGAGAGAUGCAGUGGAGAGAUGCUCUACCACCAAUCAGAUGGAGACUAAGCAGUCAUCUGAGCUGAAUAAACUUCGUUCGGAAUACAACAGCCUCAUGAAAGAGCUAGCAGAGACCAAAAACAAGCUUCAGCAGGAAGAGUUGCAGCGGAAGGGUCUAGAAGUGAACUACAAGCAGAAUGUGUCCCAGCUGGAGGAUGCCAAACAUCGUUGGGAAGAUCUGCAGAACUAUUUGCACAGUGUAAAUGCAGAGAGAGAGAAGAUUCAAUCAGAGCUGCAGAAUCAGAUAAUGGUAGCGGAGAGCGAGAUGGCCAGUAAGAACAAGGAGAUCCAGAGUCUCCACAGCAGCCUGAAGGACACGCUGAUGUUCAAGGAUCAGGAGCAGCAGAAGGUGUUGCAGCUAGAACAGCAGGUUCGGCAGCUGUUAGAGGCCUCGCAGCGCUCCAUGCAGCCUGAUGACCAGCUGCAGGAGAAAGUCCAGGAUCUUCUAAAUGAAAACAAAACGCUCAAGGUUCAGAUUGAUAAUCUUCAGACUCAACUCAACACUCAGGCUACGACAGUAUCACAUUUUGAGGAGCUCCAAAAACUCCUGGCUGAGAAAGAGCUGCAGAGGAAGAGUCUAGAAGAUUCCCUCAAUGCCGAGAGGAGCAGCGGCGCCAGCAGGGAGACCAACAUGCAGGCCAUGCACAAUGAGAACCACACACUGAAGGCCGAGCUCCAGAAUCUGCAGGCACAGAUUUCUGAGAAGGUUGUAUCUGUGGAUCAACUUCAGCAGAGUCUUCAAAAACGAGAUGAGAAGACUAGAACGGUUGAGAACUUGCUGGAGACUAGCCUCAUUCAGGUGGCCAAUAAGGAAGAUGAAUUAAAGGUGGUAAGAAAUGAGUGUGAAGGUUUGAAACAGCAGCUGGAAGCAGUACAGAAACAGACAACAGAACAGACGGUGUCAGAAAAGGCAUUAGAAGAGCUACAGCUAAAGAUUCAAGAGAAAGAUGAACAAAUCAAAUCGGUCGAGGGAAGUUUGCAGUUAGCAGUGAACAAAGAGUCCGAAAGAAAGAAGGUAGUAGAGGAUCUACAGCAGCAGGUGGAGGUUUUAACCGCUGAACUUGCCCAUCUGAAAACUCAGGAGUCAAACUCAGACUUGAGCGCUAAACUCCAGGAACUUCAUGCUCAGUUAACAGCCAAAGAUCAGGAUGUUGAAAGACUCCAGAGAGAAUUGGAGAAAGAAAUGCAACCGAAGCAGCAAACUGUUUCAGCAGCUCCCAGUCAGGAAUUAUUAACAGCGCUGGCGGAGAAGGAUAAGCGGUUAUCUGAUGUUCAGGAAGAGCUGCUUGAGUUGAGGGAAUCUGUGGAGCUUCAUCGAAAGAAGAACAAUGAGCUACGGGAGAAAAACUGGAGCGCUAUGGAGGCGCUGUCAGCCACCGAGACCAUACUUCAGGGAAAACUCACCAAGAGCGCCAAGGAGCAUCAGACUGUGCUGGAGUCAGUGGAGGCAGAAUGCAGAGCGUUGCUGCACAGACUCCUGCCGCACAUACCGCUGCCCAGUGACCAGAACCACCAGCAGUGGGUGCAGAAGUUCGAGGCGUCUGUGAGAGAAAGCUCGUCUGGGGAGGCGUCCUCUGGAGAUGCUCAGGCUUUAGCAGAAAAGUUGAAGGAGGCUGAGGAGGCCCAGAAGGUUCUACAGAAAGAUUGCGAGACGUACAAGAAAGUGUUGGCGGAGACGGAAGGGAUCCUGCAGAGGCUACAGAGCAGUGUGGAGCAUGAAGAGACACGCUGGAGGGAAAAGCUGGACCUCUCACAGGCUGAGCUCAAAGAGAUGACUCAGAGGGCAAUUGCACUGGAUCAGGAAGUGGACAGACUGACCUCAGAUGCAGAUGUGGAGAGUCUAAGGAGAGACAAGCAGCAGCUGGAGUCUGAGCUGGAGCGAGCGGAGCGUGAGAGUGCCACCUACGUCUCGGAAGUGAGAGAGCUCAAAGAUCUGUUGACCGAGUUGCAAAGCAAACUAGACGGCUCAUACACUGAGGCCGUGAGACAGAAUGAGGAGUUGAAUUUGCUAAAGACUCAGCUGACAGAGACGUUGUGUAAGCUGGAGACGGAGGAGAGCGAGCGACAGAAAGUGGCUGGAGAUCUUUAUAAGGCCCAGCAGUCCCUGGAAUUGAUUCAGGAAGAAAUUGUAAAACAAGCCGGCCAAGCAGACCUGAUAGAGACCAGCGGACUCACACAGAUGGAGGAGAUUGACCGUAAGGAGAAGAUGACUGCAGGGUUGAAUCAGACAGUACAGGAACUUCAGGAACUACUUCAGUCUGUUAAUAGACAGCUUACCAAGGGACAUGAAAGGGAUGAUGGGGAUAAAUUAUACUCCAACUAUAAACUGUAAUGAAAAACACGACAGUGCGCUCUGAUAAAGCCACAAGACUUCAUACCAGAAAAAACAUCAGAUUUCAGCCCUGUUUACUACACCUGCUCAACCAGCUGGUCUCCAGUUAAACCAGUCCAGACACACUCCAAACCUGCUGUCCAACCCUGACUAUAAAAGCGUGAACUCAGUGAAUCCGGAUCCUUCCUCGUGGCAUUCCUCCUUUUCAGUAGACAAAGGCAUCCGCUAGACGACACGGUUAGACUCGCUCCUGUUUCGUUCCACGCUUUUUCAGUCCCGAUACUUUGAAUACUACUGCUUUUUGUUCUGUUAGCUCUCUUUGACCAGAGAGGUUUUUAUCCUUUCGUAUAAAGAACAUUGAGGAUAUUUGUGUUGUUUUAAAUGAUAAUAAUAUAACUGUUAGGAUCUACUGACGCUCACUUAUGCGUUUUCAGCUCUUGCUUUGAAACCCUAAACUCAGAGGCACAUGCCAGAGAUCCGUUUAAACCAAUAAAUGCUUUUCCUGACUAAUGAUGCCGAAUUUAGUGACUGUUUUCCUGGGGGAUGUUUGUGAUAUGCGGGUUGAGUCUACGCUAAAUGCCAUAGCAAGCAAUUGUUUCAAAUGCUGCUCAGACAAAGGCAUCCUCCUCGUCUGUUUUCAUCACAAUCUAUAUUCAUGCUAAUUUCAUUAACACUGUUAUUAUUUUUUUUUUUUGUAAAACAGGAGACCGGUAAUAAAAGGGAUGCUUGAUUAAAAGCA
This is a messenger RNA of Danio rerio (zebrafish), 4717 nucleotides long. RefSeq names its product kinectin 1 (gene ktn1). Gene Ontology annotation, molecular function: kinesin binding. Gene Ontology annotation, cellular component: endoplasmic reticulum membrane. The record is from RefSeq and is marked validated. NCBI's taxonomy places the organism in Eukaryota, Metazoa, Chordata, Actinopteri, Cypriniformes, Danionidae. Gene Ontology annotation, biological process: microtubule-based movement; protein transport.